This is a messenger RNA of Triticum turgidum subsp. durum (durum wheat), 1374 nucleotides long. The record is from the annotation of a GenBank genome assembly. NCBI's taxonomy places the organism in Eukaryota, Viridiplantae, Streptophyta, Magnoliopsida, Poales, Poaceae.
AUGCCAACAACCAGAGGAGUUGAUCCAGCCAAGACACCCAAGCCAUGCGCACACAAGCAGGUCACUGCGGAUGACCUGACGCAACUUGGCCCGGCCUUGUAUGAGUGCAUGGAGCAUGUGAUCGAAGGAUCUGUUGAGAAGACUGACCGCAGCUUUAUGAAGAUCAGCAAGCUUGCCUCCGUAGUGGACGGGCCACUGCAGCGUCUGUCCAGGAUAAUCGCCCACAGCUUAGCCCGCCGCCUUAUAUGCCCCGUCCAGGGCUUUGCUGCUGCCCUCAUCGAUCCAUCGCACUACCUCGAGCAGUCCUGCCUCCGGGCUGCCCGCGAGAACUUCGCCGACAUCAGCCCCUACCUCAGCACUGGCUUUGUCACUAUUAACCGGGCUAUGCUGGAGCAAGUCCAGGAUCGAAAGGUUGUCCGCAUCGUUGACUUGUCCUGCUCAACCACCCACCAGUGGCAGUGGAUCAAGAUUCUUCAGGAUUUCCAUAGCCGCCCUGGGGGCCCGCCCGAACUACGCCUAACUGUUGUCCAUGAAGACAGUGAGUUCCUGGACAACAUGCAGGCGUGCCUGUGCAAGCAAGCUGCUAACCUCAAGCUAUGUUUUUAUUUCGACAAGGUGAUUGGCAAACUCGAGACAUUGGACUUCAGCAAUCUCCGCGAGAUCCUUAAGAUAAACUUCGGUGAGGCGGUUGUGAUCAGCUGUGCUCUACAGAUGCAUCGCCUCCUCGCGGUUGAUGACAGCAUAAGCCGUGACUUCACUGCUCAGCUCCAGCAAAUGGCAAACAUGGCUCGGCUUAAGCAAAUGGCCUGCUCAGCGUGCAGUCCAGCAUCGACACUGAACUAUCCGCAGACACCAUCCCCUCAACGCCAGAUACCAAGCCUGCUGGUGAGCUUCCUCUACGCCAUCCGUGCCCUUGACCCGAAGAUCAUUGUGAUGAUGGAGCAAGACGCGGACCACAACUCCCCGCUGUUCCACGAUCGGUUCACCAAGACAGUCGACUACUACGCCGCCCUCUUCGACAGCCUCAAUGCGGUGGAUGCAGCCAGCCCGCAGAGGGCUCGCGUGGAGAGGGUGCUCCUUGGGGAGGAGAUCAAGAAUAUACUGGUGUGUGACGGGGUCCACCGGCAUGAGCGGCAUGAGAGGCUGAGCCAGUGGGAAAUGCACAUGCAGCGUUGCGAGGUUGACCAUGUGCCGCUCAGCUUUGAAGCCAUCAGGGAGGGCAAGGAGAGGCUGAUGAGCUACGGAUUGAAACAAUGCAAGAGCAAAGAAGACAAGGCCGGCCUUCUGCUGUGCUGGGGUACAACUCGUCUGUACUCCAUUUCAGCCUGGAGACCACACAGCUCGAAUGCGGCGCCAAAUAAUGUGGCUGGCUAG